Stegodyphus dumicola is the source of this 1213-nucleotide messenger RNA. RefSeq names its product neprilysin-2-like. The record is from RefSeq and is a predicted model, not a curated record. NCBI's taxonomy places the organism in Eukaryota, Metazoa, Arthropoda, Arachnida, Araneae, Eresidae. Gene Ontology annotation, biological process: protein processing. Gene Ontology annotation, cellular component: plasma membrane. Gene Ontology annotation, molecular function: metalloendopeptidase activity.
GAGCACCAACCAGAAGUCCACGAAGAACAGCCUCACUGGAAACAGUGCCUUGAGUUCUUAUGGAUAACUUUGAUAUGGCUGUUAAUACUUAUUAUCAGCGACGGUACUUUAAGAGUCACACCAUUCAUGCCAUAAAAGAUAUGUUUCAUUAUAUACACAGCAUUGUGAGAACAGUCCUAAUGGAUAACACGUGGAAAGACCAUGCAAGUGAAAAAAUAGCUAGAGAAAAGGCUUCGUCUAUGGAAAUACGUGUUAGUUAUCCAAAAAAUCUUUUAUUCGUUUCUAAUUUCUCCAGUCUGUACUCAGAUCUGAAGCUUGGCAACGAAAAUUACUUCGAAAAGGUGUUGAAAGUGCGCAGGUGGUCAACUGACAAUUCCUUAUCUUUGCGGUUAAAUCCUUCUCAGAGAUAUGCGCUGGAGCUACGAAGAUUGUUCGAUGAAUACGCAAACGGAUCUUCUGCAAAGAUUAUUCACAACUAUGGGAAAAACAGAAUUGAAGUCCCAACAGGAAUUUUACAAAAAGCCUUUUUCAAAGAAAAUCGACCAGAAUCUUUGAAUUGGGGAGCAAUAGGUUUCCUUAUUGCCCAAGAAGCUACAAAUGCAUUCUUCUUUGAAGGUCAGCAUUAUGAUAGCCGAGGUAACGGCGUCCAAUGGUGGAGGCCCGGUGUUAGAGACGAUUUUGCAAAAAAAGAAAAUUGUUUCGAUGAGCAGUAUCGUGAAUACCUUCAAAAUGGCUAUGGAACAAAUGUAGUGCCACAUUCAACUUUUGUACCACCACCACAAUAUAUAACUGCAACUGCUGGUCUCAAAGCGGCUUAUCUGGCAUAUAAUAUUUCCACGAUAUCCGAAGAGAAUGAAUUCCUUCCGGGAUUGGCCUAUACGCCGAAUCAGUUGUUCUGGAUAAGUGCAGCACAAGUAAUGUGCGAGAAACCAUCAGAAGAAAAGAUUGAGGAACGCCUUCUCAAUGGAUCAUACGUGCCCGCGAAAUUUAGAGUCAUGGGAGCAGUGUCAAAUUUACCACAGUUUGCACAGGAUUUUAAUUGCCCAUUAGGUGCACCAAUGAAUCCAGAACUCAAAUGCCAAGUUUGGUAGGCAAGCUUCCUGAAAAUACUACAGUUUUAAAUUCUAAAUUAAUAUAUUACUAAUCUGCAAACGCAUUAUUUGCACAAAUGUACUGCAUGUAAAAUUUGUAAACAGUUUUACAUUGUAAACAA